Penicillium vulpinum is the source of this 657-nucleotide messenger RNA. RefSeq lists its product as uncharacterized. The transcript has a single exon. Lineage: Eukaryota; Fungi; Ascomycota; Eurotiomycetes; Eurotiales; Aspergillaceae. The record is from RefSeq and is a predicted model, not a curated record. The coding region runs from base 1 to 657 and encodes 218 amino acids.
AUGUCGACCCACCCUCUCGAAGGCCUGGACCUAGGUCCAACCAAGCCCAGCCUGAACAUAGGAGACUUAGACCCAAACCUCCUGCACACGGACACCUCCCUCCAAAAACGCUACACAACAAUCUCAAUCCCGUCAACUUACGGCCGAAUAAACUCAAGCCCCGCUGCCGGCACGGUGGUGGGCAUCAUACUCGGCAGUGUAGCAGGCUUCGUACUGCUAAUGUACAUACUCUUCCUGGCCGUGAACCCAGGAGGCAUCGCGCGGGGCGGGGUGGCAGCGCCAACCUCAUCAUCGAUCUCAAUGUCGAUGUCGAUGUCGAUGGACGACGAAGAGAUCGUGGAGGUGCGCAGUCGACGCGGAUCAGCGGUUGGACGGCGACGACGCGACGUCAUCGAGGUCGAGGAGGAGAGAGAGAAUUACCGUGAUAGUUACCGGCGUCAGCCGUCGUCGAGGCAUGAUCUCGUCGUUGUCGAGGAAUCUUUGGCUACUUCUACGACUGGGGAUGCGGACGCGGAUGUUAUUGAGGUCGAGGAGGAGGAGUCUACUGUGCCGUCUGAUGUUUCGCCGCGUCCGCCGCGGAGAUCGAGGAGGGGUGGGGUCAGGCAUGUUGACCCCCUUGCUUAUGGUGGAGGUAGUGAUUACAGUAGUCAUCGGUGA